AUAUAUAAGUGCCCCUAGAGGGUCAGAAACGGGCAGAGGGAAGGACCGAGCUAGACGACAGUGAGGAAAAUUCUGGACUACUUGUUAAAUUCCUGUAGACGGAUCUGAAGAUGCCGAACUGGGGCGGGGGGGCCAAGUGCGCGGCCUGUGAGAAAACUGUGUACCAUGCUGAGGAAAUCCAGUGUAAUGGCCGGAGCUUCCACAAACCCUGCUUCAUCUGCAUGACCUGUCGUAAAGGCCUCGACAGCACAACUGUAGCAGCACACGAGUCCGAGAUCUACUGUAAAUCCUGCUACGGAAAGAAGUAUGGUCCAAAAGGCUACGGAUACGGUCAGGGCGCCGGAGCGCUGAGCUCAGAUCCAGUGGAUAAUGAACAGCUCCAGUCUCAGGAGUCUAAACCUCCUCGUUCCUCCACCAACUCUAAUCCUGGUAAAUUUGCUCAGAAGUUCGGCAGCUCUGACCGCUGCUCACGCUGCUCUAAGGCCGUGUACGCUGCCGAGAAGGUCAUGGGGGCCGGAAAGCCGUGGCAUAAGACGUGUUUCCGUUGUCUGCUGUGUGGAAAAAGCCUGGAGUCCACCACAGUGACCGACAAAGACGGUGAACUUUACUGCAAAGUGUGCUACGCGAAAAACUUUGGUCCUAAAGGGCGUGGCCUGGGCAACAUGGGCGUGGUUGAAGACGGAGAAUGACCAGCUUUGACCAGCUGACCAACAAUAAAACAAUAUUUAUUUACUCUGUCAUUAAAGAUCACAUCAGGCCUCCUACUUUAGCCUGCAGUUCAAAAACCCGCCUGUGUGAUAAGAGAACAGAUAAACUAACGCUGCUUAAAACACAUCAGUGGAGUGUUUUGACUUUGCAUCACUUGAUCCUCCAUCAGCCUGUUUAUCACCAUUCAUUCGUCUAAUACCCCUCAUUUACAUAUCCCAAACUGUGCUAAUAAUCUUUACAUGUAUGCUAAUUUAUACAGAAUAAUGCGUUUGUUCUGUCAGGUUGAGCGAACAAAGCUGUUUUUAAUGAAGCUGUUGAGCUGCAGGGGGAGGAGGAGGAGGAGGAGGAGGAGGCGUUUAGCAUUGAUGAAGAUUUCUGGAAAAGCUCAUUUAUCCUGAUUCUCUGGAAUGUGAAGCUGUUUGCAGUACAUGAGUUUGAACUGUGGAAACACAUGAAAACAUCUGCAUAAUCACAACUGUGCAUUUUGAAGUUUAAACAAACAAAAAAAAAAUCACAAAACUAAUAAAAAGGAAUCAAAGACUGCUAAUAAAGAGUUCAGUAAUUAUU
Messenger RNA from Pygocentrus nattereri (red-bellied piranha), 1275 nucleotides. It is a transcript of the gene csrp3, whose product is annotated as cysteine and glycine-rich protein 3 (cardiac LIM protein). The record is from RefSeq and is a predicted model, not a curated record. The transcript has 6 exons. NCBI's taxonomy places the organism in Eukaryota, Metazoa, Chordata, Actinopteri, Characiformes, Serrasalmidae. Gene Ontology annotation, cellular component: Z disc; nucleus; cytoplasm. Bases 111 to 689 code for a protein of 192 amino acids. Gene Ontology annotation, molecular function: structural constituent of muscle; actinin binding. Gene Ontology annotation, biological process: cardiac muscle contraction; sarcomere organization; muscle tissue development.